UCAUCCACUGCUGCUGCUGAUCACAGUAACCAUCCUACUGUUAAUCACAGUGGCUAUGGAUUCUCCAUCCCUCGUCCGACAAAUGCCCCUCGAGGUCUUCCUGGAGGUAUCAUCUUAUCUCUCCACUCCCGAUCUUGGUUCACUGCGCCUUACCUGCAAGUACGCUGAAGCGUCGCUCUUCGAGACGUUUGGCAGGGAAUUCUUCAGCAAGAGACAGUUUAUGCUUUCCGAGACAAGCCUACAGGUUUUGAUCGACAUAUCCAACCACCAGAGACUGUCACAGUUCCUCGGGCACGUUAUUAUCGGCCUGGAUAACUUCAAAGACUGCCACUUUCCGCCUAUUCGCAGCCAAACUGCACGCGCAAAUCGAUACGACGCCGGACUCGCCGAUGAGCAAGCGCUGUUGAGUACAGGACAAGACCGGGACAUGCUCUGCCAAGCCUUCCAGAAUCUGCCUAAUCUCCAAACAGUAGCGUUGAGGGACUAUAGCUCGGGAGGGCGCGUCCGCGAUAAUGGCCAAUGGCACAGUUACGGCGCUACUACUAUCUUCCAAGAAACAGGAAUUCGCUUGCUCGAUAGUCGUGGCUUGUACGCAACAAAAGAAGAUACUCGCUUUGCCAGUCGGACUCUCUCUUCGAUUCUGUACGCGCUGGGCCAAUCAGGCGCCAAGCCGGAAGCCUUCGAGGUUUUAUUGAGGAAAGCGGCCUUGGGGCUCCCUUAUGAUGCCUUCGAGAUACGCAAAUUCUUUGAACCUUCGGUCACACCUGUCUUAUCCAGCCUGAAGACGCUUCUCUUGACUAUUGACCCUACGUUGCCCGAGGCCGACAACGGGACCAACGAUGACCCAGGCGUGGAUCAUCCCGAUUUCCCCCUCAGGCGCUAUCUCUGCCACACCCCCAAUCUCACGCAUCUCCGCCUCAAUUUUCUGUCUGCGCUUCAUUCCGAACCCGAACGAUUCAUGGUCUGGCUAGGCCGUCCCGUGGUCCAAACCGCCCCCGUGAAUUCGUCCCCAGGAGCUCCGCUACCCAAGUCACCAGACGCAGUUGCAUUAUCCCAGCUCCGAAGGCUGGAUUUUGGAAUGCUUGCCAUAUCCCCGCGUGUUCUGCUUGCUAUCAUCCAUAAGUUCAAGCCAAGCCUGCGCUCGCUCAGUCUCUGGAAGGUAGACCUCAAGCCUGAGGAUCAGCACCGACGAGGUGGGAAGAGAGUCAGCGCGUGGCCCAAGUUAUUUGCAAAGCUCCCAGGCCUAGACUAUCUCUCUGUUGGCUGUAUCGGUGAAAUGGUUGAGACUCGACACCAGCGGAUGGGGUUCAAGCUUCCGGCUGGCCAAUCUGGGGAACCCGACGUUACAAGGGUGUGCUCUAUACACAGCGACAUGGUGCAUUUUGUGAAUAAUCUCAUGUCGGAUGUGGUUGUGACUUCGCCAGAUGCUGAUAGUCUUAGUGACGAUGAGUCCAUGUCAGAUUAUAGUGGUGAUAGUGACACUGAUAUGGAUGAUGACGAAUGAAAAACCAUAAAAUUUAGCUUUUAGUAGUAUAUUUUAAAGAAAACAUAUUGCACUACAGGCUGCACCCAUCAAGUAUAGAAUAUUUACCACUACCAACUGCCCUCCAUGUAUUCUUUCAUAUACUUGGAAACAUCCGUUGGAGGGCACAAUAAUCCACAAGGGAUUCUUUGCCUAAGGUCGCUAUUAUGCAUGAGCCCAUCCUCAGACUUUCAGGCGUGCACCUACUCCGCCAGUCACUACGAUUAAUACAAUUAUUAUGCAGUCUCUGAUAUUUAGGGGUCAGUUGCAUUGAAGAUAUUAGUACCAGGCUAGCUAGUAGACAGACUGAACAGAAGCAAAUAAAUAUCAGCACACUACACAAUCGUAAGUAUUAUGGCACGGGACAUGUUAUUUUAGAAUAAGUUUUCCCUUAACAUCUUGCGUGGCCUUAUUAAACGUAAUCUACCGACCGUGUUCAGUAAACAUAUUCAAAGUUUAGGUUCUGCUUAUCUGUCAUGUCAGUAAAGGCCGUAUCGUUAAUAGUGCUUUCCUCCAUCCCCCCGCUUGCCCUCAACUCUGUAACGCGUAAGCCCAAGGUCUCACAGGAGUCCAGGGAACCAGGUCAGGAGGCAGGAAAGGGGUAUCGUAUUCGUAAGGACAAUAGGUCUACGUAAGUACAUCGACUAU
This is a messenger RNA of Pseudogymnoascus destructans, 2170 nucleotides long. RefSeq lists its product as uncharacterized. The coding region runs from base 56 to 1504 and encodes 482 amino acids. NCBI's taxonomy places the organism in Eukaryota, Fungi, Ascomycota, Leotiomycetes, Thelebolales, Thelebolaceae. Gene Ontology annotation, molecular function: protein binding. The transcript has 2 exons. The record is from RefSeq and is a predicted model, not a curated record.